CAUCAUGAGCAGUGAGUCCCGCCCACGUGCUCAGGUGUGCCUCCCUAGGCCCCAGGGCGGUUGGUGGCGGUUGGCACCAGGCGAUCAGGGCCUCCUUCUCCCGGCCCCUGGGCCGAGCUCCGCUGUUGGGAGGGGAAGGCUAGAUAUAAAGGGGUGGCCCAGCCAUCGCCAGGGGGAGGGAGAGGGGGUUGAGGGCUCGCCCUGCGGGCUAGGCCACCUGACGAUAGAGGUGAGCGCACAGAAGCCAAGAGUCCUGCAAGGGGACAACGCUCCGCAGUCUCCCUACCAGAGGUUAAGUCGGAGGAUGCUGGACAUUUCCGGGGACCGGGGCGUGCUGAAGGACGUCAUCCGAGAGGGUGCAGGGGAGCUGGUGACCCCGGAUGCUGCCGUGCUAGUAAAAUAUUCUGGAUAUCUGGAGCAUAUGGACAAGCCUUUUGCUUCUAAUUGCUUUAGGAAAACUCCCCGGCUGAUGAAACUGGGAGAGGAUAUUACACUCUGGGGCAUGGAGUUGGGCCUUCUGAGCAUGCGGAGAGGAGAGCUGGCCAGGUUUCUGUUCAAACCAACCUAUGCCUAUGGAACACUGGGCUGCCCUCCCUUGAUCCCCCCAAACACUACUGUCCUGUUUGAGAUCGAACUGCUUGACUUCCUGGACUCUGCGGAGUCCGACAAGUUUUGUGCCUUUUCAGCUGAGCAACAAGAUCAGUUUCCACUUCAGAAGGUCUUAAAAGUGGCAGCCACUGAACGGGAGUUUGGCAACUACCUUUUCCGCCAAAAUCGUUUCUAUGAUGCCAAAGUGAGAUAUAAGCAGGCCUUGUUGCUUCUCCGCCGACGAUCAGCAGCCCCUGAAGAGCAGCACCUGGUGGAAGCAGCCAAGCUUCUUGUUCUCCUUAACCUGUCCUUCACAUACCUGAAGUUGGAACGACCUACUACGGCCUUACACUACGGAGAACAAGCUCUGAUCAUCGACCGGAAGAAUGCUAAGGCCCUCUUCCGGUGUGGACAGGCCUGUCUUCUCAUGACUGAGUAUCAGAAGGCCCGAGAUUUUUUAGUCCGAGCUCAGAAGGAACAGCCCUUCAAUCAUGACAUCAAUAAUGAGCUGAAGAAACUGGCCAGCUAUUAUAGGGACUACACAGAUAAAGAGAAAGAGAUGUGUCACCGAAUGUUUGCUCCUUAUGAUAACGGCUCUACAGUAGGAGAGAACUGAAGAGACUGUCCUGUGUUCUUGAUUGGAAGUUCCAGAGCCACGACGUUCAUCAGCUACCGUUUCCCAGAAUCCAUCCAGGACGGGCUGCACAGCAUGGCCUCUGUCCCCCGAUCCCGCCUAGUCUCGUCAGCGUGGAUCCGGGCCCGGCUUGGCUUUCUGGCGCGUGGCCGUGGCCGCACGUGGCACCUCCAGAUUGUGAUUGCUCUGCGUUGGGCAGCUGUGUCCUGUUGCGUUUCUAACUGCUGUGUUUGAUUCCCAGAUUCUUCAACUAAACUACACACGAGAGUGGCCAGGCUGCUGGAGUUCUCCCUCGGUGGGGCUGGGGGCCUUUCUGGAAAGAACUCCCCAGUACAUGCUGUGUUGCAGGGACGUGCUUGGAAGUCGGGGCCGGAAUUCCACAGCCCUUGGCCAUUGCCUCAUCUCUGACUGACGCUGCUGAAAUGUGUUUUCACAGGUGCUGUUUUCUGUUUCACGUUUUCAUACACAGAGUAGGAGAAAGUGUAGCUACUGACAAGUAGAAAAUGCUAUUUUUUUUAAAGGCAGCUUCUUGGGUUUUUUUUUUUUAAAUGUAAUUAGUCCUUGGCUUUUCUCCCAGUCCCAGCCCCCCUUCCGGCUGUUGAUGUC
Molecule: messenger RNA, 1828 nt
Organism: Ailuropoda melanoleuca (giant panda)
Lineage: Eukaryota; Metazoa; Chordata; Mammalia; Carnivora; Ursidae
Gene: FKBP6
Product: FKBP prolyl isomerase family member 6 (inactive)
Exons: 9
Coding region: 5-1204 (399 amino acids)
Biological process (GO): spermatogenesis; piRNA processing
Cellular component (GO): cytoplasm
Molecular function (GO): Hsp90 protein binding; peptidyl-prolyl cis-trans isomerase activity
Source: RefSeq, a predicted model, not a curated record